UGGACAGCAGCUCGCUAGCACUCAUGGCUUGAGAGUGACCACGAUGAUGAUGCCACAUAAUUCUCGCGGCAGAAAUGGCGACACCUUUCCUUGCAACCAAAGCCAAGCGCUCUCCUUCGUCUCCCUUUAACCUGUCCCUCACAUGCUCGUCCCAUGCCGUUCAGUCGCUGUCGAGCUGUCUCUCUUAUAACCCCACACGACACACAGGUCGCCGAAGUCCGAGCUCCUCCCUGUCCUUUCUCUACAGCUACGGGCGGCAUGCUGAUGCAAAUGCAAGCAGAGUAAGCUAAGCUGAUUAGCUGAGCAGCAGAAGCUUGAGCAGGAGGAGCAGCUGGCGAGGUAGGUAGCUGGCCGCGACGGCAUUCUUCAUGGCCGCCGGGUGCAAGGCGGCCAUCGGCUGCGUGGACGCGCGCGCGCCGGUGCGGGCCAGCUACGUCAGCCUGUACAAGUGGCCCGAGUCCGACGCCGAGUUCGUCAAGUCUGUGGCCAUGGCGCGGCGCCAGGGAGGCGGAGGCGGAGGCGGAGGGCAGGAGAGCCCCGGCGCCAGCGCGUCCUACUACUACAGCUACAGCGGCGGCAGCGCCAGCAUGCGCCGCGGCGGCAGCGGCAGCAGCGGCGAGCUGGCGGCGGGGUACGCGAGCCCGCGGGUGGUGGACAGCUACUCGUGCCGGCAGAUGUACCUCCGCAGCUACACCUUCUCCAAGAAGAAGGAGACCGUGCCCGAGCGCACCAUGGCGUGCCUCGGCCGCGUCCGGGAGCGCGCUGCCGUGUUCCCCUUCCUCCCGCAGCGCGGCGGGUCCGCAGCGGCCUCCGACGCCGGCUCGGUUGGCAGCGCGAGCAACAUCGCCGGCGCCGUCGGCCGCAGCGAGAGCAGGGACAGAGAGGACGUGGGGCUCCGCGACAGGAAGCCGAGGAGGAGCCGGAGCCGGAGGAGGAAGAAGCAGAAGAAGCGGCGCGCCAUGGUGAGAAGGCUGCAGGAGGCGUCGUGCGGCGCGGUGCGCGCCAUCUUCCGCCGCCUCCUCGCCUGCACCACCAGCGUGGACGUCGCCGACGGCGGCGCGCGGCCGGCCCGCUGAAAUAUGGCCUCGCAAAGCACGUGGCGCGGCGUAUCGUGCCAUACUGUGCUGCCGGCCUUCUGCAUGCACGCUGCCAUAACCUGUGUCGAUUUUCUUGUGCCUGGCUGCUAGUAAAUCAAGCAAACUGCAUUCCUCUCUAGACCUGCAGACUGCAGUACAGUAGCCAGCAGAACUGCAGAUGUAGUGAUCUGCAGUAAGACGACAUGGACGAAAAUCAGGGAUCUUACGUACGUAUUGUAAGUUAAAUCAAUUUGUUCUUGCAUCGUGUUAUCUAUUUGGUAUAUGCUUGUAUACACUACACCUGCUCUUGUGCAUGGCUUCUUCAGAGUUCAGAGAGACCUUGAUGAGCCAAGUUUUUUGUGUUGAUCUUUCAGCUUCUA
Molecule: messenger RNA, 1456 nt
Organism: Panicum virgatum (switchgrass)
Lineage: Eukaryota; Viridiplantae; Streptophyta; Magnoliopsida; Poales; Poaceae
Exons: 1
Coding region: 369-1076 (235 amino acids)
Source: RefSeq, a predicted model, not a curated record